Phyllotreta striolata is the source of this 1331-nucleotide messenger RNA. Lineage: Eukaryota; Metazoa; Arthropoda; Insecta; Coleoptera; Chrysomelidae. The record is from the annotation of a GenBank genome assembly.
AAUUAGUGUGGCAGUCUUCUAAACUAGCUCCGUUAGUUUGAAAGUUCGGAUGCGUCAUAUCUGAUCCAUUAUUAGAGGAAUUUCUUCGCAACACAUAAAAGCAACACUUCACGGCACCGAAAUCUCAAAGCCACAUUCGAAAACCUUUUACAUUUACACCAGAGAUUUUCACCUUUCUAUCGCAACUGCAAAAUGGCGGCGACCACGAAACAACAAGCCGAACUGAAAUCGGCCUCUCCGUACGAUACACGAAAACUCACGGAUUCCCGAGCUCGGACGUACGUCGGCUAUCGCACCGUCAGCGCACCAUUCGAUUCGCGUACGUCUCGGCUGAGUUCGCGCGCAUAUCCAGUGUCGAAAAAUAUGGCAGCGUUACUAAGGCAUGCCGUUUUCAAAACACGAAUCGUCCCUUCGAAAAACGUCCUUUCCAGUCCGUUCGCCACCAAAGCUGAAAAGAGGAAGGGGAUCGACAGGAAACCCGUCCCGAAAAUAGACUCCACGGCACAAUCUUUGGCUGCUAAAGGAUUCUUGCGACCACAAAGGGAAUACGUUCCGCCUCAGGAUGUCGACGAGAAAUUAUCUAGCAUAUUUAAAUCUGUUGUGGGUGAUACGAAGGAUUCGACAAGAAUCGCGGAUUUGAAUCAAAAGUUCAAUAUAUUCGUGCAAUGCGAACAACAGCUCAAUCACAAUGUUCCCAGUUCCUUGUUGCACCUAUUCAAUACUUUGGGGGACGUCAGGGUUUUCUUUAAGACGCCGGUAGACGUCAGGACGCCUUUGGAUAGGCUAAAGGACAUGAAUUUACCAGAGAAUUUGCACGUUCAAUAUGAAUACCAUAGAUUCCAUCCAGACACUGACAAAUUGUUUAAUGGAGUAACAGCGUUCCCUAAGAGUUCAACAAUCGUCACUGGAUUGAAAUAUAAAGAUAAAUACCCUGGGCACAAACAAGAAGAUCCGUUAUUUUAAUGUUUAAUAUCUAAUUUAAUUAUGUUAUUGAUUUAAUUUUUACUGUAAAAUACACGUUACAAUCAAAUAAAACCAAAAUUUACUCUUAAAUCUGUUUCUUUAAUAUAGGCAACACGAUUUACACAAAUUGUUGCAUGUAUAAGAUGUUGCCUAUAUUUUAAAUUUACCUUACAAUUAGAAAUAAAAAGUAAUUAAAAACCUAUACUAAAUGGGAAUUGCCAAAGCGUCGUUUACAUCUUGACUCAGUUGGGUUUGUAAAUUGGACAAUUUUUCUUUGAGCAUCGCCACUCCCAUAAUGACAAUAUUUUCCGGUUUAAGCAAACCUGCGGAUUCAACAUUAAAGAAGAACUUGUUAGGUUUCAGCUCCC